Messenger RNA from Leucoraja erinaceus (little skate), 2241 nucleotides. It is a transcript of the gene nubp1, whose product is annotated as nucleotide binding protein 1 (MinD homolog, E. coli). Gene Ontology annotation, molecular function: ATP-dependent FeS chaperone activity; ATP binding; 4 iron, 4 sulfur cluster binding. Bases 113 to 1081 code for a protein of 322 amino acids. Gene Ontology annotation, cellular component: cytosol. The record is from RefSeq and is a predicted model, not a curated record. The transcript is spliced from 11 exons. Gene Ontology annotation, biological process: iron-sulfur cluster assembly. NCBI's taxonomy places the organism in Eukaryota, Metazoa, Chordata, Chondrichthyes, Rajiformes, Rajidae.
GCUGCCCCGCGCCGGGAACGUUUGUCGGCAGCGCUGGCGGACGGACGGCCGGCGGGGCGAGGAGCGGGUUACACCGGGAAGCCGGAAGCGCGCUGCGGGAAGGGCCGGCAGGAUGGCGGACGUCCCGAGCAACGCACCAGCACAUUGUCCUGGGACAGCCAGUGAAGAUGCUGGUAAAGUGUCUGCCUGCCAGGGCUGUCCCAAUCAAGCGUUAUGUGCAUCCGGUGCCUCAAAAGCUCCAGAUCCAGCCAUUCAGGAAAUUAAGGAGAAAAUGAUGUCUGUUAAACAUAAAAUCCUGAUAUUAUCUGGAAAAGGAGGGGUUGGAAAGAGCACCGUCAGUGCACACCUUGCUCAUGGGAUAGCAAGUGAUGACACCAAGCAGGUUGCUCUUUUGGAUGUUGAUAUAUGUGGUCCAUCAAUUCCUAAAAUGAUGGGAGUAGAAGGUGAACAGGUACAUCAGAGUGGGUCAGGAUGGUCUCCUGUGUAUGUAGAAGAAAACCUGGGUGUAAUGUCAGUGGGAUUUUUGCUCAGCAGUCUUGAUGAUGCUAUCAUUUGGAGAGGACCCAAGAAAAAUGGUUUGAUCAAACAAUUUCUGCGAGAUGUGGACUGGGGAGAGGUUGACUACUUGAUUGUUGAUACACCACCUGGUACCUCGGAUGAACAUCUCUCCAUUGUACAGUACUUGAGUGCCACGCCGGUGGAUGGUGCUGUGAUCAUCACCACUCCUCAGGAAGUUUCACUGCAGGAUGUUAGAAAGGAAAUCAACUUCUGCCAGAAAGUGAAACUGCCUAUAAUUGGAGUUAUUGAAAAUAUGAGUGGUUUUGUGUGCCCAAAGUGCCAGCAUGAAUCACAAAUUUUUCCACCAACCACAGGAGGUGCCAUGAAGAUGUGCAAAGAUUUAAACAUUCCCUUUCUUGGUAAAGUACCCUUGGAUCCCAGGAUAGGGAAGAGUUGUGACGAAGGCAAAUCAUUCUUAUCAGAAAUACCUGAUUCUCCUGCAUGUGUUGCCUACAAGGAUAUUGUUAAACGAAUCCAGGAACACUGUGACACACACAGUUCCGAAGUGGAAAAGAAUGCCUGAUGUGAACAAGAACAUUCUGUGCAAGCUGCUGAGUGAAUUUGAACAACUUGCACUCAAACAAAUUCCGUUGGUCUAUUUUAAUCAUUCCUUGUACGUAAUUUCAGACUCUUUGCCACCUGACCCCAUUUCUGUACAAAAUUAUGCUUUUAUAUUUCAAUGGCUUACAGAAAUAACCGAUGAAUGUUAAGAUCUGUAGUAAUGUCAAUUUUUGUAUAAUACAUUAGAGGUAAAAGUAGAGAAAUAAGAGAACUGUGAUUGGGUGAUUUAAUUAUGAUGGCAGGAGGAGUUAAAUAAAUAAACUUCUUUCUGUUUGGCUGCACAACAAUAUACAAUGGACGUUCAAGCAAUUGACAUAAAAUUGUUCUUGUACUCUGGUAAAUCAUAGCAUUUUGACAGCAUUAGAUGCAACAGCUAAGAAUUUAAAUGAUAUAUCCAAAAACUAUAUUAAUCUCUAAACUUAUGGGUUUGGUUUGAAGAAAAUAAAGCCCGACAAUAGAUGCUAUUUAAUUGGAACACAUAAACUUAAAUGUUUUCUGUUGCAGUGUGGUAUCACAGUCUUUGACUGAACAUCAGUUUAUACUGCAAAAAACAUGUUCUCUCAGCACCAGCCACCUCCACAAUAAUGAAAACCUGGACCAUUGCUGGGCAGGAGCAUUUGUUUUCAAAUGAUCAGCAAAUAAUACAGGUGACAGUUUUGCCAAAGGUUCAAGAUUUUGGAAAUCAUCUUACCUUUCUUGCCCAUAAUUUCAACUAAUUUAUUUGAACUAAAGUGGUGAUUGGGUGUUUAAGUUUUUGUAUUUGUAAAGAUAAUUGAUGUGUAUGAAACAGGCGGGUAUAAGGACACAAGGUCCUUCCAAUUUACCCCAACUAACAAUGGAAAAGGGAAUUGUAGAUUUUUUUUGUUUCUUCACCAAAAUAACAGAAGUCUGGACCACAGCCUGAAAAAAAUGGUGACCUGUAAAACCACAAUAUCUUUGAGUGCAAAAGUAUAUUGUGUUCAAGAGUGCAUGACAAGAUUGAAUUAUUUAAGAUCAGACAAUAACAAUCAUGUAAAGUAAUAAUUUAUUACUGAAGUUAACUUCAACUGUAAGCAAGGCACUGUACUUUCAGAACAAAAUAUUUUCUAAAAUUUACAACAUAAAUAAACCAUCUUCAACUGA